GCAGCAAAGGCAUGAGUUUGUUGGUAGUCCCCAAAUCUUAUACUCAAGUCAAUACGACAAUCGCAAAUUGGAAUUUGAGUGACUCCUCAAUUGAACGGGAGGCGUAUCAAUUCCUGUCAACAAUUCCAUUGACAGAUGUCAAGUUGGUAUCCAUGGCAACCGUUGAGGCGAACUCACAUGCAACCCCCGUCGUUUGACGUCGUUUGUCUUGUAUUCACGGAUUGAUAUCCGGUCGACCACAUCCUCAACGAGACGGUAUGGCCGGCGACAGUGACUGGAGAAGCUCACUCACUGCUUCUGAAAGAUAUGAUAACAUUCAGAGACUGAUGAAAGCGGCCGCAGCUGCGGGCCGAGGUCAGAACGCCUUUCCUAUUGAAGAUGAAGCAUACAAAACCGCCAGCAGCAGGGAAGAGUACGACGCAGCCUGCAGCCUACCGACUGCUGCAGCUGAGCCGUCCUCUUCAACAUUGCCAACAGCCCCUGGCCAGGACAACCGAGAAUCUUCACUAGGACUCACCAUCGGCCCCUACCAAAAUUGCCACUACAUCGCCAGCGGCGUGACAGCAGAGGUCUACCGCGCCCAAACCCGCGCCCUCAAAGUGAUCGUUGAAACGCACAACAUCGAACCUCACGACCCCCAUCGCGAAGCCAAGAUCCUCACCUCUCUCCGGUCCGCCAACGCCCCCAAUAUUAUUCAGCUCCUCGAGACCUUCCGCGACCGCGACCAGCACUUCGUCCUCGUCUUCCCCUACAUGCCCUCGACUCUCGCCCACCUCCUCGCCAACAACCACCAGCCCUUACCUACCCCGCUCAUCCGCACCAUCUUCACCGCCCUCUUCCGCGCCCUGCUCCACCUCCACAGCAACGGCAUCAUCCAUCGCGACAUCAAACCCUCCGCCAUCCUCCUCCCCUCCAUCACCACUACCACCAACUCCCCACCCCCUCUUCCCCCUUCCCAUAUCUACCUCUCCGAUUUCGGCACAGCCUGGCACCCGAACUACUCUUCCGCUUCCGAGCCCGCGUCCCACAAAGUUCUCGACGUCGGCACGGGACCCUACCGCGCCCCAGAAACCCUCUUCGGCAACCGCGCGUAUACCACGGCAAUCGACCUCUGGGCCGCCGGCGCCACCCUCGCAGAGUGCUUCCUCGUUCCCCCCUCGCCCGUCGCCGAGACAGGAGGAGGAGGAGGAGAAGGGGGAGGAAAGAGGACGACGCUGUUUGACUGCCCGCCCGCCCACCAGGACGGCAACCAGCUCGGCCUGGUGCUCAGCAUCUUCCAGACGCUGGGGACGCCGACGCCGCAGACGUGGCCCGAGGCGGUGGGGUUCCGGACGCCGCCGUUUGAGAUGUAUCGCGUUUUUGAGGGAAGGGUGCAGAAGGAGGGAUGGGAGGGUGUGGUGCCUUGUGCGGAUGAGGGGUGGAGAGAGUUGGUGGAGGGGCUGGUUCGGUUUGAGAGUGGGAGGAGGGUUACGGCUGGGGAAGCCUUGGAGUUUCCUUGUAUGAAAGGGGAGAGCGAGGACCAGGAGACUUGAAAUAAGGCCGUGACUGAGGGAUCAAUCGGAUGGUCGAUGGGGGGAACCGUGGCGAUUCGAAGCUGUGGCGACGCAAGAGUCAUAGAGAGAAGUGGAAUUGGGGCACACAAUCAGCACACUGCAGAUCCCCAUCUCCGAAGAUAUCUAUUGAUGGUCUAUCAUCAUGAGCCACGUCCUGGAUCACAUUGCCAUGGCAUCCAAGAGUCUUUCUGUGGCACGUGGUGUUUGAAAACCAUAACUGGGUCUCAACACGGGUCGUAAAGCUUCG
Molecule: messenger RNA, 1800 nt
Organism: Parathielavia appendiculata
Lineage: Eukaryota; Fungi; Ascomycota; Sordariomycetes; Sordariales; Chaetomiaceae
Product: kinase-like protein
Exons: 4
Coding region: 258-1532 (424 amino acids)
Biological process (GO): regulation of G2/M transition of mitotic cell cycle; signal transduction; regulation of gene expression
Cellular component (GO): cytoplasm; cyclin-dependent protein kinase holoenzyme complex; nucleus
Molecular function (GO): ATP binding; cyclin-dependent protein serine/threonine kinase activity; cyclin binding
Source: RefSeq, a predicted model, not a curated record